GCAUUGAUUAUCUCCCAUUAAUAGUCGACCAAUCAAAAAGCGUUAAAUUCAAAAUAUUCCGCCAACUCGAUUUGCUGAAGUGGACGUUUUGCCUGUUCGCUGUCAGUAAAAAUGGAGAAGAAUUCAGCAUAUGAGUUUGCCUACAAGAAAAAGUCAUCUACAAUUGACAAAAGAGCAUUAAGAUUACAUCGCCGUUCAGUGGAAUGGAAAAGUAACCGCGAUGAAAGACUGAACAGUGCACGAAACUUAGAGUCUCUGUCCCCUCUCCAAGAAAUCAGUCACAAUUCAACUGUAAAUCAAAAUUACGAAGGCAAAACCCCAUCAAAAACUAAUGUGGAAUCUUGCAAAGUGACUAAAAGUCAAGUAAAAGGCAGUGUAAAAGAAAAUCAGCAAAAAGUAAUUAAAGACAAGCUUGCAAAAUGGAAAGCUGAAAAAGAACUUAAAAAGAAGUUGGCUGCACAAGAAAAGGCAAAGAAUCAACCAUUUAAAGUCACACACGUAGAUUACAAAGAACUUAAUAAGAUACGCAAACAGGCAAAGGUAGAUAAAUCAAUCCAGCCACCACCAACAAAUAGAAGUCAAAGUAAAGAUACUGUCAAGCCAGUGGUUAGAACAAAAGCUCAAGUAAAGCCAUCAGUGAUUGGCAAGACCUCCGCAAGACCAGUUCCUACAAAGCCAGUCCAGACAACAAAGACUAGCAAUAGAGGACAGUUAAACAAAGUUACUAAACCAACAACUAGAAGUCAGAAUAAAUCAGCCCAGAGCAAGACCACGAAAGAAAAACCAAAUCUUCAUGUUGAUCUCCAUAAAGUAUCUACAUUGAGAGGACAAUCUUUUGCGCCUGAAGAAUUCACCUUCACAGCUCCAUCUAAUCUAUCCUCUUUUGUGUUCAAGCCCUUGAGUCCUAGUACAGCUGCAAAUUUUCUUAAUCCUUGUCAAGACGCAGGAGCAUCAUUUAUAGGAACACAUCCUAAAAGAUGUUCAACGCCAAAAAGUUCGGACAAUGUGAAGAAGGAGAUGCAAAAUGAUUCCAAUAUGGAAACAACUCAGAAUGAACAGACAUUUAAAGGUGAUACAGAUGAGACUUUAAAAAGUGAUGUAACUGUACAGGAUGAUAUCUCUGUGGAGAAGGAUAAAUUGAAACCAGGCAGACAAAAAACUCCUGUAAGGAGGAGAACUCGUUCACAGAAAAUUGCAGAAUGCACUGAAUCAUUAAAUGAAUCAAGUAGAAGUGGAGCAAGAUCACAGGAUAGAUCCAGUAGACCACUGUCUCAAGGGAAGAGAACACUAGACAGAUCUACAAAUCGUAGAUUGUCUCAUGGUAACAAAGAUAGAUCUCUCAGCAUUCCAAGAACAAGAUCAUCAGCAACAAAUACACCCAGGAGUUCAAGUGUCAAAAGAUCAAGAGUAGAUAAUGAGCAUAAUGAUGAGGAAAGAGCAACAAAAAGAUCCAAAUCUGUCCAUGUUGAAACACCUAAAAAUGUUAAAAAAGAAACGCCUAAAUCUAUUCAUAUAAAAACGCCUGGUAAUUCUGUUAAAACUGAAACACCAAUUCAAUCUGUUGAUACUCACUCACCUGCUAAACCUGUUGAUUAUCAAUCACCAGGUAAAUCUGUUAAGACACAAUCACCUGUUAAUACAGAAACAAAAGAUACAAGCCCUAAAGAAUCAGUCAUGGAAACAGAGACAGCUGAGGAACCAAUAAACAAACCUGUAAUGAAUUUACAAGAAACUAUAACUGAAGAGAAGAAAUCUACACCAAAAAGACGAUCCAUGAGAAUCUCACGUAAAUCUUUGUCUCAGAGUAUAAUUAUAGCUGAACCAACCAAAGAAGAGUCUGGAAAAACUGAAAUGUUGGAUGAUGUUUUUGAAACAACUGAAAAUGACGAGAAAGCUGGUAAUAUUGAAGAAUCAAAAGAAAAGAAAGACAAUGUGGAAGCUGUGGCACAUAAAACACCAUUGGGUAGGAGGAAAAGUGUAAGAAGAUCUUUGCAUUCAAGAACUGUAACAGAUGAUAAAGGUUCCGCUGUACCUUCAGAGCCAAGUCAGCAAAAUCUUACUGAUGAUACAGAAGUUAAUGAGGAAAAUGUACAUCCUUCAAAGAGAAUAACACGCAGCACAAAGAGAAGGUCGUUCAGUUCAGUCGAAUUUGCUAAACCAAGUGCAGAUUCAAUUGUCUUGUCGGCCAAGAGAACUGCUAACAAAAAGAAGAGGAGAAAGACUGUAUAUGAUCACACUGUUGUCAAAAGCCCUGAAGAAUGGAUUAAACUCCUUCAAGACAGUCCAAUGGUAGAAAUGAACAGGAGGACACUUAGAAUUAAAACUCCACCACCUCCUGCUUUAGAUUUUGAUCUAGAUUUAGAUGAGUUGGAAGAAAAUAACCCCAACAAGAUUUUAAAUUUCUCAAACUGUGAGGAUAAGGAAAAUAUACCCACUGUUCAAGAUGAUCAAGUUGUGGAAAUGGAAACCAAUGAUGUUGACCAAAUUGAACAACAGAAGACCAGUCCACAAACUUAUGAUACACAAGAGCUUCAGGUUGAUGAAGUGUCUACAACACAGGAAUCUGAGAAGAUGGAAGAGGGAAACACAGAAGAACAUGAUGUUGCUUACUUUAGACAGUUACUCAAGUCACAAACAGACAGGCUAAACAAGCUUUGUCAGAAAUGGGACGAUAUUGAUACAUCUAACUUGUCUGAAGAUGGUAAUAUAUUGUUAAACCCUUCCUAUGAUAUUAUUGAUACAUCUAACUUGUCUGAAGAUGUUAACGGACAGCUGAGAACAGUAGUAGGACAAGCACAGUUGCUUAUAGCUCAAAGGUUUAAGCAGUUCAAUGGUCUUGUUGACAACUGUGAAUUUAAACAAGGAGAGAAGGAAACAACUUGUACAGAUCUUCAAGGUUUCUGGGAAAUGAUAUAUUUUCAGGUUGAAGAUGUGAACCAGAAGUUUAUAGAUUUGGAUAAAUUGAAAGCUAACAACUGGGAUCUAUCCAGUAUACAACCAAAGAAACAAGUUAUAAAGAAGAAAGUGGCUACAAAAGCAGUUGUAAAGAAAGCUGUGAAGUCAAAGUUUUCUGCAUUUAGAGCCCAGAUGAAAAAUAAGAACAGUGCUUCUGAAGACAAAACAUUUGAUUUUGGUUUCUUCAAAGUUCAGAGUCCUGUGAAAAGUCCAAAACCACAUUGUGCAGCUGGAUCACCAAGACAAAUGCCAAGACCAGAGGUUGAAGUGAAGAUUGAUACUGUUGAAAAUACAGAGUCAACAGAUUCAUCAGACCAAACUAAUACUGCAUUGUCAGCAAAUUCCACACCAAACAACAAACUGACCCCUACAGUUGCCAUGGACGAUCUGACUACACCUAUAAUGACACCACUCAAGAGAAAGAGCUAUUUACCUAAUGUACCAAGUCCUUUACUGCAAGACAUUACCCCACAGCCAAGAGCUACGAGGAGCAGUGCAUACAGGAAAACACCUUUGCCUAAAAAUUUAUUAUCAGAUGUAGAUGACAAUGUUAUUUUGGAAGAGCAAUUGACUACUAUUGCAGAAGAUCUGGCAAACGAUUUAUCAGAAAAGAAAACAAUAGAUUUUUCAGAUGAUGCACCAGAGUCUUCCCCAGCAACAAAAUCUGAACGUAUAACUAGAGUUCAGUCAGAGAGCAAACCAAGAAGAAGAUCACUACGUACAAGGAAAUCUGUGUCAUUCUGUGAUAGUGUGAUUGUACCCGAUGAAGAGGAGGUACAGCCUACAGAGGAUCCUUUCUCUAAAUAUUUACAACCCAUGACACCUAGGAUGUCCAUGGCACCUAAAGGAUACAGUGUCUUAGACGCCAUACCAGAUGACUCAUUUACAGCGCAAGCUGAGGCUGGAUCUGACACUGUUUUCUCUCCAGCAGCAUUAAAUUCUAGUCACAAUGAUUCCAGUACAGGGCAGAACAGAACAAGACAUUCAAGUUUGAAACAGUUACCAACCAGAGAAAGGAGAAGGUCAUCAAGAAAAAGUGUCCAGUUUAUGUCUCCAAAGCCACAAGAAAGUGAAAAUAUUAAUGAUGAUAUUUUAACAACACCUCCAAGCUCCAGACCAACUCUGUCUAAUACAUCAACACCCGAUAGUUCUGAUAAUGAAGUAAACAGGUUUUCUAGUUUAAACAUAGGAUUCACACCAGUAGCUAAAAGUACUAGACCAAGCCUGUUAUUCACACCACCUAGAGAGGCAGAUUCAUCAUUAUCAGUGACAGCAGAUGUUCCUAUUGGACAGUUAAUAUCCUUCACCCCAUGAGGAACAGUGAAUAUAGUGAACUAAAUAAUAACAGUGCUGAAAUAUUGCUCGACCAUAUUUAUUCAACAUUCAAUGACUGUUUCUCAUUUGUUUGUAUUAAAUGGAAUCAUCAUUCAUCAAUAAUGAAUUGGUGUCGUCAAUAUAUAUUCACAGGUUCCUCAGUUGAAAGUAUCAGUGGGUGUUCUUGUAUACAUGUGUAAAUCUGAAAGUGCUGGAGUAUGGAAUAUUUUAUUGGUACACUGCAUCUACAAUAUAUCUGUUUCAAAUACAUGCACUUAUACUAUAGUUUGAGGUGAAAGAGAAAAUAUUUAUAUGUGUUGCUUUUGACCACAAUGUUAAUAUGUUGAUUGUCAUUCGAGUAGUAGUGACCAAGAAAAAAUCCUCGGAAGUCAAGCAAACUUCUAUACAACAAUAAGUUUAUGAAAAUAUCUGUUGUAUUUAGAAAUGUAAUUUGAAAAUCUUCAAAACUGACUUUAUUACGGACUUUAUUGGCUAUAGUCUAAAGAUUUAAAUACUCAGGGAGGGAGGGUAUACUGCUUUACCUCUGUUUUAAUGUACCAUUAAACUCACUGCACUUUUCUCAGGAAAUAUUUUCCAUUUGCAGCAGAUUAAAUAACUUGAAUAUAAAUAUUAUACCUCACUCUGGAAAUGAUAUUCUGGUUUUAUUUGUCCAUCCAUCCCAUUUUUCUCAGGAAUUACAAUUCAGUAUGAUGCCUAUUCACCCUAUUACUUUUUAUGAUCAACUUUAUGAUUUUAGGGUAGUUUUAUAUUCUUAAUACUUAUUGCAAUGUUUGUUAUUAUUGUAGUAUACAAGAUACAUGAAUAUAUUAUCAGAUUUCAAAUAGAAGUAUAACAGCUUUCAAAUUUCUAUGAACUAUAAUUGAAUAUGCUAAUUUGAGGUAUAACAAGAUCAAAGAAACUUUUUUUUUAAUUUUUUUUAUAUAAAGUUUUUGGUAUGCAUUUAUGAACAAUUAUAGACCAGAGUAGGUCAAUAUAAUGCUUAAUGUUUUUCAAGUAGUUUUGCCAAAAGUAAAUUGCACAUUCAUAUUUCCUUUAAUAA
Molecule: messenger RNA, 5329 nt
Organism: Mytilus trossulus (common blue mussel)
Lineage: Eukaryota; Metazoa; Mollusca; Bivalvia; Mytilida; Mytilidae
Product: myb-like protein X
Exons: 18
Coding region: 112-4269 (1385 amino acids)
Biological process (GO): regulation of mitotic cell cycle; mitotic spindle organization; signaling
Cellular component (GO): nucleus; cytoplasm; spindle pole centrosome
Molecular function (GO): microtubule binding
Source: RefSeq, a predicted model, not a curated record